Daphnia carinata is the source of this 1667-nucleotide messenger RNA. It is a transcript of the gene Timp, whose product is annotated as tissue inhibitor of metalloproteinase-like. NCBI's taxonomy places the organism in Eukaryota, Metazoa, Arthropoda, Branchiopoda, Diplostraca, Daphniidae. The transcript has 3 exons. The coding region runs from base 1 to 732 and encodes 243 amino acids. Gene Ontology annotation, cellular component: extracellular matrix. The record is from RefSeq and is a predicted model, not a curated record. Gene Ontology annotation, molecular function: protease binding; metalloendopeptidase inhibitor activity. Gene Ontology annotation, biological process: negative regulation of membrane protein ectodomain proteolysis; negative regulation of endopeptidase activity.
AUGAAGUGCUGGGCUCUUUUGUCGGUCCUGGCCCUCCUGACGGCCAUGGCCACCAUGGCCGAUGGAUGCAGCUGCUCCAAGCGUCAUCCACAAGAGCACUACUGUUCGGCUGAUUUUGUUGUUCUAGCUCACGUGAAGCGCAUCGUGCACGACAGAUCCGAAUGGUCGCGUGCCUACAAGGUCCGCAUCAAGAAGGAGUUCAAGGUGACCGAGUCGGGCCGUCAAGCCUUGUCCUACGGACGCAUCCUGACGCCAUCGCACGACGCUUCCUGCGGCAUCAGACUCAAGCCGGGUAAGCGCUACCUGUUGACGGGCAACAUCCGUUCCGGCAAACCCUGGAUCAACUUGUGCAACUUUGUCCACGAUUGGGACCGCAUGACACCCAUCCAGCGCAAAGGUUUCCGGCGUCUCUACCAGCGCGGAUGCGACUGCAAGGUCAUGGAAUGUCAUUGGUGGGGUAAGUGUCCGUCAACAACUCAAGCCUGCACAUGGGACACGGCGUUCGACUGGCACGAUUGUCAAUCCAUGCACGCCAUUUGCACGCGCGGUAACGGCGGUGGUGGCAGCGGCACAUGUCGCUGGUCGCAUUCAAGAUCGUACCGACAAUGCAGUAAGAAACGGAACGGCGCCGAUGCAAAGAAUCCCGACGCUCCAGCCCGAACGGCACCGAUUUCAGCCGUUGCCACCUCGUCGUCUCGGCGAUGGAAAAACAAUUUACUACUCAAGUCUUGAAAGGAGCAAAAUACGCCGAUAUGUACGCAACCAGGACUCGCUCCAUGUACGAUUUCUCUGAUGAUAUCUUUUUGAUCCAGUGCUGCCAAAUUCCUCCGACUGCCUCCUUUUUUCAACUCGUUUUUUUUUUCUCCCGACUCCCAGCACCGAAUCUAAUUUCCUCCCAGUUGGCAGCCAUUGUGCCCUACUGUACAGACACAUCCGCCCCCCCCCCUCUCACGCACAGUUUCACCGCACUAUUUAUAUACAUAUUAUAUAUAUACAUAUAUAUACAUAACAUUGUUGUAUAGUAGGGUAUUUUAUCGUCUGUCUCUCAAUUGUUCCGCGUGUCUCAACUGGAUCGUUUCAAUUAUGUACAAUUCUUUUCCCUUUGUUUUUCUUUCGUUCUUUCUCUUUUUGUUGUUGUUUUCUUUUCUUGUUGUCGUUCGAAUGAUGAACUAACAGGAUAUGUGUGUUUGUAUAUGAACUAUUUGUGUGCGUGUUUGUGUUGCGUCGCGGCCAACGCGAUACAUCUUUUGUAAACGAUCCUUGAACUACAGCAGCGUAUUUCUGUGAAAAGAAAAUAAUGCCUCCGUGCAACACGAUGGGAAGAAACGAAAAGAGAUAACAAACGCCGAAAUUACUUAACAAUAAAGAAACAAAACAAAGUGUAAACACUCCCCCCCCCCCUCUCAUCGUCCCAAGUGUUUUUUUUUUCUCGUCCUAAUUUCAAGCGAGUGUGAAAUGUUUUCUCGAAUUGCAUAACUUUUUAAAAGAAACUCAUGGAUUCAUGGUUCCGCUGACGUGAUGCUAACAUGUAACGUUUGUUGUCUUACUUGUCCUGAAUUUGGCCAUUGCGUCACACACUAUACUGUACAAAAAUUACGAAUAUCAAAGAGGAAAAAUAAUAACAUAACGACCACAAUAUGCGAAACAAAAAUAAACGAAUGGAAAAA